Messenger RNA from Rodentolepis nana, 207 nucleotides. The record is from the annotation of a GenBank genome assembly. NCBI's taxonomy places the organism in Eukaryota, Metazoa, Platyhelminthes, Cestoda, Cyclophyllidea, Hymenolepididae.
AUGAUCGAAGAACAGGGAGUGGCCUACUUACCAAAAGGUUACACACUGACUGUUACAGCAGGCACAAUAAUUUACAAAUGGGCUGCUGUUGCUACUGAUGCUGAUGAUGAUGCUGGUGCUUCGCUAAUGAUUGCUUUGCACGAAGCACAAAGAGAAAAGGUUAGAAAAUUGGAAGGUGGCUUAGCUAGUCAAAUGUUGCGAUAUUAA